UGAAGACUUGGCGAACAAAACAGUGAACAUAGAAAACGAUGUAAAAAAAAAAGUUGUGGUUGCAAAGUUUGCCACCACUGUUUUAGUCUCCACAAAAUGGACAGAUCGCUAUAACUAGUCAUCAUGACGUGAAUACAGACCAGAAGAAACGGUAGGCUCUUUGUGUUGUGCCCUGUCAAUUUCGUACUCACUUUUUUUUGAAAGUUCAUACUCUUCUCCUUCUUCUUUUCCUUUUCUUUGGUGGGUAUAUCAAUGAAGACUCAUGAAUUGACAAGAAGACAAAAACCCCAUCAAUGGGAGCUUGUUUGGUUCUGUAACUGAAUCGAAAACGUGAGCUAGAAGAUUUUUCUGGCUGAAGUAGCAAAUUUUCAGUGAAUUGUUGCGGUUAUAAAAGAAAUUAUGGGCUUGUACCAAUUUUUGUGGCUGCUGUAGUAAACUCAGUGAAUUUGUCCAGUUUGUUAUGGCUUUGAUCCAAUUCAGAACCUUCUUUGUCGGUACGUUCCUUGUGUUAGCAUCAUUUUCUGUGGAAUCUCAACAAACUGAUCGGAUAUAUCCUGGGUUCCAAGCAUCUCAGACGGAAUGGGUCAACAAGGGCGGACAAUUCAUGGUGUCAAACAACUCAGUUUUCGGGUUAGGCUUCUACACUAGCUUGGAUGUUCAAAAAUUUCUGCUUGUUGUCAAACACAGGGUCAGUGGCAAAGUGGUUUGGACUGCUAAUAGACGUUUGUUGGUCAGAGAUUCGGAUAAAUUUGUGUUUGAUAAGAAUGGAGUUGCGUACUUGCAGGGUGGAAAUGGUUUAGCCUGGUCCACAAAUAAUACACAAGGAAGAGCGACAUCAAUGCAGCUGAAGGACUCGGGGAAUUUAGUGCUGCUUGGUGUCAAUGAAACUGUUCUUUGGCAGAGUUUUAGCCAUCCUACUGAUACUCUUUUACCUGGCCAGGAGUUUGUGGAAGGAAUGACACUUAAAAGCUUCCCCAACCGUAAUAAAUUGUCCAAUUUUCUUGCUAUUGAGUCUGGUGAUUUCGUCUUGUAUGCAGGCUAUCAAACUCCACAAGUGUAUUGGUCGUUGGUGAAUGAUAAUCGGAAAUCUAACAACAGUGUGAGGGGAAAGGUUCAUUCUGCAUCUCUUGUUUCGAAUUCAUGGAAUUUCUAUGAUCAGAACAAGGUCUUGCUUUGGCAGUUCACCUUCUCCGAAAAUUCUGAUCCAAAUGCUACAUGGGCUGCCAUUUUAGGUUCCGAUGGAGCGAUUGGGUUCUAUAACCUCCAAAGGGGGACUUCAGUCAAUGCUGAGGGAACUAAGAUCCCGCAAAAUUCAUGUAGAAUUCCUGAGCCGUGUGAGCGAUAUAAUGUUUGCUUUUUUGACAAUUGGUGUGAGUGCCCUGCACAUCUCCAAUCUCAAUAUGAUUGCAAGCCUCCGGUCACCUCAGCCUGCAGUAGCUCAAAGAGUUCGGUAGAUCUUUUCUAUGUCGGCGAAAAGCUUGAUUAUUUUGCACUAGGGUUUGUGACUCCCUUAUUGAAGUCUGAUUUACAUGCUUGCAAAGAAGCAUGUCUUAGUAACUGCUCUUGUGCUGUAUUGUUCUUUGCAAAUAGUACUGGUAGUUGCUUUCUCUUUGAAGAGAUGGGGAGUUUAACUCGCUCAGUAGAAGGUUCUGCUGGCUAUACUGCAUAUGUGAAAGUCUCAAGCGGCGGAGAAGAUAAUGGAAAUAAAAGAAAGCAUGCAAUAUUAAUUGUGAUAAUAGUUGUGGCAACCUUACUAGUUAUCGCUUGUUUGGUUUAUGCGGGGAUCUGGUACCUUUGGAAGAGGAAGAAAUUCCUAGAAUUUCCUCCAGACAACUUGGAAGAUGAUAUUUUUUGGGACAAUUUGUCCGGUAUGCCUAUUCGAUUCAGUUUUAGUGAUCUUUGUAAAGCGACCAAGUACUUUACGAUGAAGAUUGGACAAGGAGGGUUUGGUUCAGUUUACCUAGGCAUGCUACCAGAUGGUACUCAAGUGGCUGUGAAAAAAUUGGAAGGCAUUGGGCAGGGAAAGAAGGAGUUUCGUGCCGAAGUUAGUAUGAUAGGAAGUAUCCAUCACGUUCAUUUGGUCAAGCUCAAAGGUUUCUGUGCUGAGGGGGCUCACCGGCUUCUUGUAUACGAAUAUAUGGGAAACGGAUCUUUAGAUAGAUGGAUCUUCCAAAACAAUGAAGGAUGUCAGUUCCUGGAUUGGGAUACUAGAUUUAAUGUCGCAUUGGGUACAGCUAAGGGAUUGGCCUAUCUCCAUGAGGAAUGUGAAGUGAAGAUAGUGCAUUGUGAUAUAAAACCUCAAAAUGUUCUUCUGGAUGAUAAUUUUACUGCCAAGGUAUCAGAUUUUGGUUUGGCUAAACUGAUGAACCGGGACGAGAGCCUUGUGUAUACGACACUAAGGGGUACGAGGGGGUACCUUGCACCAGAAUGGAUUACUCACAGCCCAAUAAGUGAGAAGAGUGAUGUGUACAGCUAUGGUAUUGUAUUGCUUGAGAUCAUCGGAGGCAGGAAGAAUUAUGAUAUGGGAGAGUGUUCAGAGAAAUCCUACUUUCCAUCUUAUGCUUUCAAGAUGUUGGAAGAAGGAAAACUGAAAGAAAUCCUUGAUUCAAAGCUAGACAUUGAUGAAAAUGAUGAGAGAGUAGUCACUGCAAUUAAAGUUGCAUUGUGGUGCAUUCAGGAGGACAUGCAAUUGCGACCGCCAAUGACUAAAGUGGUCCAAAUGCUCGAUGGUCUGUGUUAUGUGCCCGAACCUCCAAUUUCUUCUCGAUCUGGCUCUCGAUCUUGCCCCUCAUUCAUCAAAUGGAGCGGCGAAGAGGGACCUUCGUCAGGCCAAAGUAAUUAUAAUAGUGAUUCAUGUACAUUUUUGUCAGAAACUCAUCUAUCAGGCCCAAGAUGACAGAAGCAAUUCUGAAAGAGAAUGCAGAUUAUGCAUGCAUGGAAUAGUAAGUAAGCUUUCAAAAACUGAAAUAUCUAUUUGUUCUUCCAUAUCUUCGAACCUGAAAUUUUUUUAAGUUUUACAACAUCUUUACAUAUAUUUUUAAUAUACGAUGCUUGCUCCA
Molecule: messenger RNA, 3059 nt
Organism: Tripterygium wilfordii
Lineage: Eukaryota; Viridiplantae; Streptophyta; Magnoliopsida; Celastrales; Celastraceae
Product: G-type lectin S-receptor-like serine/threonine-protein kinase SD2-5
Exons: 2
Coding region: 461-2896 (811 amino acids)
Biological process (GO): protein phosphorylation
Molecular function (GO): ATP binding; protein serine/threonine kinase activity
Source: RefSeq, a predicted model, not a curated record